UCGCCUUUGUUCGUAGGGCGGGAGUGCCCGUUCGAUUCGCGACGCCUUCAGUUCGUGCCACAAACAUCUCUUCGUUACUCUUCUCAAUAACUGCUUAGAGAUUGCGCCAUUUUACAACCAAGUCUCAAGAGGACUCCAACAACUGAAGGUUCUAACGGAUGAUUAUUUAGUAGUGAGAAGCAAUUUGAAUAAUAGAAUUCCAUCCCGGUUGCAAUCAUUAGAAAUUGUAUCAAGUUUAAGUCAGAUCAAAUGCUUUGUUAAAUUUUAUUGAAGGUUGAAAGUGUUUUUGUUGUGGAUUUGAAGUAUUUGUGAUCAAGGUUUUGAAAGUGCUCGUGUUUAUAAGCUGGUGAAAGUGCACGUUUUUAUAAUUUACUUCUAGCGAAAGUUGUUACCUGUUGUAAUGCAUCUUUCUUUUGUGUCUAAUUCCACCAAAAAACAAUCUUUUCCUUCAAAUAGCGAAUUUCGGUUGAAUAAUAUAUGUAUUCUCAUUUUUGUCUAUUGUUUGGAAUCUGAAGUGCCUACGUCUAAAAUCUUGUGAACACCGAUGAGUAUAAAUUUCUUCAAACGCGAUAUUGAAGUUGUGUCCAAACUUGAAAUUGUUUCUUCCAUUAUUGAGAUUUUUGUCUUAAGAAAAAAAGAAUAAAGUGUUUCUCACAGAAGAAAAUAAUUAUAGAUUUUUUUUAUAUUCUAAAAUUUUUGUCUGAUGUGAAAAUAAAUAAACUGAAUAUAUCUUUUUCAGACAUCCGUAAAUUGAAUUUAAAUUCUGAAUAAUACUUUGAAUGUGGCAGUUGGAUCCAAAUAAAGGUAUAAGUUUUAAUGUUGAAAAUGAAUUUUGUGCCGAAGUUUUCUUAAUUAGCAAAAAUUAAAAUUCCAUGAUAUCAACAAGGUUUCAUAUCAGUACAUAAAUUGCAUCUUCCAUUCUUAACAUCUGUGAAAAAAAUAGAGAAAAUUUAGAGUAGAUGUUUGAAAUGACAUUGAACUAGAAAGUAGGAAAAUGUUGCACUUACUGAAAGACUCUUCUACUUUAUUGUGCCUUACUUCUUGCUUAAAUGAAUUCUUUGUUCAAUUUUGAAACUACCCCAUCGUAAGCUCUUUCAAACGUCACGUACUACCUGCAAACAGAGCAACGACCUUCCGUCAACUGUGCACGAAACGUCAUCUUUACUGGUUAUUUCUGUCUCUAAUGGUAACAUAUCUAUCAAAAACAUGAGAGACAAAUUUCUCAAACAAGUACCAAUUGUUCAAGAUCUUUCACUAGAAUGCUAAUCAAACUCCGGUUGUUAAGAUGAAAAAUUCUUUAUUGUUUUUCUAUUGAUGAACCGAUGUCAGCGGAUAAAUUAUUGUGGAUUUGCAAACAAAAAAUGGAGAUAUACUCCGGAAAAUAUUUUGUUUGAGUGAUUAGAACAAAAGGAAGAAUGGACUGGUACGUCUGGAUAUUGCUGGGGGCUGUCUUUUUUCUCUUCUUACCGGAUAACUCAAAGCAAGAGGCAGGAGGCAAUCUGCUUCUGGCCCAAGUUAAAGAACUUCCAUCUGGUAUCUUGAUUGCAGAAUAUGAUUGGCUGAUUCGGGAUGUCGUUCUUCUGUUGCAAACCACUCAUUCCCCUCAGGGACAUACCUAUGAUGGUCCUGACUUCUUAACAUCUCGUCCGGGAUAUAAAUUACGCCUGCGACUAAGUACUGGCUACACCAAUCCUACAGAUGGUCUCAACUAUUUCGGUCUGUGGUUCUCAGUGGUGCCCGGUCCUUACGAUGAAGCCCUUCAAUGGCCAUUUCCCUAUGCCGUCAACCUGACCAUCGUCUCAAGAAAGGAAGGAUUCCAAUCGGUGCAUGCGGCAUUUGAAAGGUGCCGCACGAGGCCAGGACUCUUGGAAGGAGAAGGAUGUGGAACACCUUUUCUGGUACCUCACGAACACGUUCUCAACGGUCCUUUCCUAUUGAAUGGAGAUAUGCUUGCCAGGGCCACUGUGUUCCUAGAAGAGAAGAAUCUCAUUCCUAAGAGGACACGCAUAUUCAUGAGGGCAAACCGGCUAGUGUCGGAGUUUCUUUGGCAGGUAGAUGAUCUCCCUUCUCCCGGUUUACCAGUCAUCAGCCCACCUUUCCAGUUAGACAACGAAGGCUAUUUACUGCAGCUACAAUUAACAUUUUCAUCAGAAGGCGUGGGGCUGUUUGCUGCCAUUCUCCCUUCAGCUCAUGAUUCUUUACUUGCGUGGCCUUUUGCUUUACCCUUUGAACUUGCCCUCUUAGACAGAAGGGGGACAGUGGAUCCUACUGCAGGCGGGACAUGCCCUCAAGCAGCCUUUCGCAAGCCUCAUGCUCAUCGUACCAACCCUCCCUGUGGCUUUAGAAGAAUGGGAACACUGAAAGCUCUGCAAGCGCGGACUCUGAAUGGCACUGGGGUAGUGGCUCGAUUCACAGCAGUUCUGGACCAAGUACCACAAGUAGCCAGUUUAGCCCUCAGAGAUCAAUACUUGGUUGCUGAAUACACUUGGAGAGUGCCCCACAUUGAAAGGAAGCUUCAAUUGGCAAAAGCCGGUCGCCUUAACAAUUUGUUGAGCGAGCGCUUCUUCUCCUCGCAGCAAGGUUAUCUCAUGCAGCUGCAAAUUAAGUUUCAGAACCACAGUAUGGGUCUUUACCUUACUCUUCUGGAGGGAGCGAACGAUCCGUCUCUGCAGUGGCCUUUUGACAAACGCUUCUCCCUUCUUGUCCUCGACCAGCAAGAAGCAGGAGCCGAACACGUUGGAGUGUCCGUUGACCCAACAGAUCCUCAAGUAGGUCAGGAAGCAUGCCCGGGAUCAUUCUGGCGACCCUUUGGUAGGAAUGAUGCAUGUGGCUCUGCGCAUGUACUCACCUACGAUCAGCUAUAUGAUAAGAAGUUUAUUCGUUACGGAGCUAUACUUUUGAAAGUAGUCAUUUACCUCAACGAAGUGCGCCCUCCACGUUUUGCCUCAUUGACAUUCCAAGAAAACCACCUGUCGGCCCGAUUCGAAUGGUUUGUACCUGAUCUUCUAGAUAAAAUCAGUCGGGCUAGAGAAGGCCGAUUAGGCUUCCUAGACAGUGAAAAAUUCUAUCUCUCCAACAAUGGAUACCGAAUGAUGCUCCGCCUCUACCCAGAAAAGGCAUCCGGAUUCGUAGGGCUAUAUGCUGUGCUGACAAAGGGAGCAUAUGACGCCGAAUUGCGUUGGCCCUUCCCUCACGCUUAUUCCUUGGAAGUUAUAAUGGAAGGACGACCCCCACUUCGAAGAACCACUCAUCCAGGCUCUGGAUGUCCGGACAUUGCUUUCCAGAGACCGGACAGAGAAUUAUCUGAAUGGAGUUGUGGGGAAGGGCAUAUGAUAGCUCAUGAGACAUUGCUGGGAGUGCCUGAGGAAAAAUGGCACCGCCCUCUUGCUGAACCAGAAGAAAAAACUUCACCAGUCUCUAAUCCCAAUAAUCUGGAACCUCAUUCUUUCAUGGAAAAAUCGAUUGAGACGAAUCUUGACGAAAUUCCAAAUGUCCAGUCUAGCUCAACUGUAAGGAAAGAACAGAAACCUGUUGGAAUUCGUUUCGCUAUCACAGUCUUCCUCCAAGAAAUAUUGCCUCCAAUAGCUUCUGUGAGACUUGAAAACGGUGUCCUGGUGGCAAAGUAUUCUUGGAUUCUCCAAGAUGCUGCCGCGAACAUUGGACUUCUCCAAUCCCGUGAAAAGAACAGAUUGGAGAGUUCAGUGUUUUAUUCUGAGAAUCAAGGUUACGCUAUGCGCUUAGCAAUGUCUCUUUCGAGACGAAAUAUUUUAUCUAAAGAUGAACAGGUUGUAGGGUUGUUUUGGACUCUUCAGGCUGGGCAGCAUGAUUAUGCAUUGCAGUGGCCUUUUUCUUCGGUUGUUACUCUUAGUGUCAUUGGUGGAGUUACUUCUUUACAGAGGGUGAUUAUUCCUGGAAGCAGCAAGUGUCCUAUGGAAGCAUUCGAUCGACCCCAGUCGCCUAAUAAUGAACACUCAUGUGGAUUUGCAUCUCUUCUUACCUUGUCCGAACUCUAUUCUAAUUACAUUCAUAAUGAUGUGCUUCAUAUCAAAGUCACCAUUACACUGAGCUGAAAAUGAAUAUCAAUUGAAUCAGCAGACAAGCUUUUCAGUACAACUAUCUUGAUUCCUUUUUAUAAGAUUAAUUAUCUUGUUUUGCAUUAUAUUUGAAUUCAUAAUGUAUUCCAUAUUCUCUAAAUCUCAUCUAUGGAUAGUGAAAAUGGAAGUAUUAAUCUUAUAAGCAGAAAAAGCUACAUCCAAAUGUAAAUGAAGAUUAAAUAUGCAGGCAUUUAAUCUUACUUCCGUGAAACGUUCAGUUUUGAAUGCACAAUUAUUCAUUUCAUUGAUCAUUAAUUGCAACAAAUCAGACAAUCUGCAGUACAGUUUUUAACGUGGUGCUAGAAAGUAUGCUUAACUAUGUGCAUUCUUUAUCUCUCUCUUUUUUCAUAAUAGCUUCAGUUUUUCAGCACGAUUUAUCAAAAACGGUAUCUGGGCAGAUAAAAUAAUCGUUCCGCUUUCACUGUGAUGGCCAGUGCUAACAUCAGCAUCUUUAUUCUUACUCAAUACAUUUUAUACACUCCGCACAUUUUUUUGUAUUCACAAAAAACUUUAUGAUGUUCAAAAAUAAAGAUAUUAUUCAAUA
Argiope bruennichi is the source of this 4638-nucleotide messenger RNA. RefSeq lists its product as uncharacterized. NCBI's taxonomy places the organism in Eukaryota, Metazoa, Arthropoda, Arachnida, Araneae, Araneidae. The record is from RefSeq and is a predicted model, not a curated record. Bases 1416 to 4070 code for a protein of 884 amino acids. The transcript has 6 exons. Gene Ontology annotation, molecular function: protein binding.